UCGUUUACGUGGGCGUUGUUGCCAGAACGCUAGGAGGUAGAAAGACGAACCAUUAUUUUCCAAUGUAUUUCCACGAAACAGAGGAUGACAUGCCUUUCAAGUCGAGUCGCGACAGGUUCUACAGUACACGGUGCUGUGGUUGCUGUCAUGUCAGGACUGGAACCAUUAUCCUAGGGACCUGGUGCAUGGUGGUAAACCUGUUGAUGGGCAUUAUCCUGACAGUGGCAGUGACUCAUCCCGAUAAUGUACCUACUGUUGACCUGCAGUAUGAAGUCAUUGAACAUUACUUUGUCUCCGAUAGGAUGGCAGAUAGGAUGGCAGAAAAUGCCUGUGUUGGGUUUGCAAUUUCUUUGCUGAUGUUCACCAUCAGUGCCAUGAUGGUGUAUGGAGCCAUUACUCAUCAUGACGGAUGGUUGAUUCCUUUCUUCUGCUACCAGUUGUUUGAUUUUGCCCUCAGUUGUCUUGUGGCCAUUAGCUCCCUUACCUACCUUCCUAGGAUUAAGGACUACCUAGACCAGCUGCCUGACUUCCCUUACAAGGAUAACAUGCUCUCUCUGGACUCCAGCUGCCUGCUGCUUUUCGUCUUGGUGUUGUUUGCUUUUCUCAUCAUCCUAAAGGCCUACCUGAUUAACUGUGUUUGGAACUGCUAUAAGUACAUCAACAACAGGAACUUGCCAGAGAUUGCCGUUUACCCUGCGUUUGAAGCUCCCCCUCAGUAUGUUCUUCCCACCUAUGAGAUGGCUGUUAAGAUGCCAGAGAAGGAGCCCCCACCUCCCUACAUGCCUGCUUGAAGAGCCUGCCUCAUUGUAGAUUAUACUCCGUCUGAACCAGCUUCUUGUUUUAACCUUGCAAUAUCUUUUUAGAGACUAGGGAUAUUCUGUAAUCUUUGAAAUCCAACAUUUAUAGAGAUGAGUUUUCUUAAUAAUACAAAUUAUAAAAUGAAAUAAAAUGUGAAAGUUGUGUGAACAAGAAAGCCAGAAUGGAAGCGCAGAUAUUUCUAAGAUCCUUGUUCCUCUUUCAAUCUAUUUUUGAUGUCUUAGCAAAUGAUCGUAUAAUAUUAACAUUGCCUGAAUGCUGAUCAUUAAGUAUUUAAGAAAAUGUCCUCUCCUAGUGACGUUUGUAUUAAUAAUGAAAAUAUUCUUAAGACAAUCCGUGUUUUAACAUUUUAAUAAUACUGUUUAAUUUCUUUCUUUUUUUCACAUUUUGUGGUUUUCAUUUUGUAUUUUAAUAUUUUCAGAUUAUGGUACUGUGAGGGAUCUUUUGCACUUUCAUCAGAAGUAUUCAGCCUUUUUGUGUGUAUGACAUGUUUGUUCUUUGUUGCCUUUUGUUUCAUGUUUGAUGCCUUUUUGGGGGGAAUGGAAUUUGAUUUAAAUGAUGCAUAAAUUGAAAAAAACUAAAAGUAAGCAGGUCAUUUACAAAACAAGUGCAUGGAGAAAUGAACCAGGAUUGGGAAAACAGUGGAUGCAUGCUUCUUUCUUCGUGUUCUUUUUCCUGUGAAACAAACUUGCUUCAAUAAAUGUUUAAAAAAUUGUU
Messenger RNA from Polyodon spathula (Mississippi paddlefish), 1533 nucleotides. RefSeq names its product lysosomal-associated transmembrane protein 4A. The transcript is spliced from 7 exons. The record is from RefSeq and is a predicted model, not a curated record. NCBI's taxonomy places the organism in Eukaryota, Metazoa, Chordata, Actinopteri, Acipenseriformes, Polyodontidae. Gene Ontology annotation, cellular component: lysosomal membrane. The coding region runs from base 63 to 791 and encodes 242 amino acids.